GACGGCGGAUCAGAUGCAUUCGUGAAUGGGGUUGGGCGUUUGAAGCACAGUUGGUCUCGGGGCGAUCCUUGAACUUGAACCCCCGUAAAUUCUUUCAGAUCAUUGCGGGUGGCCGAUGAAGUGUAAAUCGUUGGCUUGCAUAUGGUCGGGCUCGCCACCGGCACACCGAGUUACAGCCGUCACCGUGAUCCCCGACCCGCCGUCUCUUUACACGGGCGGAUUCGAUGGCUCCAUCAUCUGGUGGAACUUUAGUUCUUCUCUCGAAAGCCCGGAAAUGAAACCAGUUGCUUUGUUGUGCGGUCAUGCUGCUCCAAUAGCUGAUCUAGGGACUUGCUUUCCAGUUGAAGCAUCUGAAAAUGUAAGAUUGGUUAGUUCAAAUAAUGGGAUAUCGUAUCCUAAUUCAAGUUCCCAUGGUGCAUUAAUAAGCACAUGCAUGGAUGGUGUAGUGUGCAUUUGGAGCAGACCCAGUGGACAUUGUAGGCGUAGAAGGAAAAUUCCCCCUUGGGCUGGAAGUCCAUUCAUGAUUAGGCCAUUGCUCAAAAACAGGAGAUACGUAUGCAUUGCGUGUAGUUUCACCCAAGAAACACAGUUACUUAAGAUGGUGGAAGGUGAUGAGUCUUCAGCAGACAGAGACUUGCAGAAUUCAAAUUCUUCAAAGUAUACAGUUCUAAUAAUGGACUCUUCUACCCUGACAAUAGUCCAAACAGUUUUUCAUGGGAAUGCACCUAUUGGACCUUUGAAAUCUAUGGCUGUAGUUUUACCUUCACAAGACAUGGAGAAGCAAUCAGUAAUGAUGAUCGACUCAUUUGGUAAGGUACUCCAUUUACCUAUCAUGGACUCUGACCAGAAGCGGCAAAAUGUACCUGCUGCCCCAAAGGAUUGUUCAAUUUCAGAAGUGACGGACUGGGCUGAUGAUUCCGUAGAGAGGGUAUCCCUUGUAGCCUUUGCAAAGUGCGGGCAUGUUCUGGCUCUUGUGCAUAGUUCACUUUGCACAUUCAGGCAAGUAAGUGAUGGAACUGUUUUUGGCAAGAUUUCUUUUUUGGAUAGUCAACUAUGUUCUGAAGACGAGUCAUAUGUAAUAGGUGGUGUAUUUGUAGAAGGUGAUUGUAGCAUCUCUAGUAAUGAUUUUGUGGAAGACUUUGUGGCAUGGAAUACCAGAGGUGCAGCUGUUGUAUACAGGAUAUCGUAUUCAGGCAAAGAAUUCAAGUUUAAUCCGGUGUCUAUAAUCCCUCCUGUAUUGCAUCCUGCUGAUACAAAACUGUCCCUUUCCUUCAUACCUUUAGGUAGGUAUGUAUUUCGAAUAGAGUCAGUUUGCUUUGAUAUCAAUGAACAGAAGUUUUGGAGACCUCAUGUUAGCAUUUGGCAUUUGAAGCCCAGUGAUAACAAUCAUGGAAAGUUUCCAAUUGAGUUUGAAAUGUUUGCAGAAGGUAAUCUUUUAGAUGAUUGGCCAGUGAAAUCCUCUAUGGUGACAGCUUAUUCCGAAAACCAUGAAUUUUCCAAAGAUGGAUCUAUUGUAACUGAAGAGGUGAGCACAUUGCAAGAUGGUGUGCUUCCUGGCAAAACAGAUGGUGCGCACUUACGUGAUGGUCAAUGUGUUACUCACCAAGGAGGCCAACUUGUAUCUUCCUCAAUGGUUAUAUCUGAAAACUAUCUAGCACCUUAUGCUGUUGUUUAUGGCUUCUUCAGUGGUGAUAUUGAAAUUGUUAGGUUUCACAUGUUCUUCACAGCCCUGGAUCCACUUAGUGAAAGUCUGGCUGAGGAUGCAGAUUCACAAGUACAAAAGCAGCGUCUCUCAGGUCACAAAGGAGCAGUACUAUGUUUAGCUUCCCAUGAAAUGGUGAGCAAGUCUGGAAGGUGUAGUUCAAAUCAUGUUUUGCUCUCAGGUAGCAAGGAUUGCACCGUUCGCGUGUGGGAUCUUGACUCUGGAAAUCCCAUUAUAGUGCUGCACCAGCAUGUGGCUCCAGUAUGUCAAAUAAUUCUUCCUCCGCGUAGGAGUGAAUACCCAUGGAAUGAUUGCUUUCUAACUGUUGGGGAAGACUGUUGUGUUACUCUUGCUUCACUUCAUACUUUGAGGGUGGAAAGAUUAUUUCCUGGCCACCUCUACUUUCCUGCCAAUGUCCUAUGGGAUGGUAUAAGAAGCUAUAUGGCAUGUUUAUGUCCAAACCGUUCAGGAAAAGCUGAUUCACUUGAUAUUUUAUACAUUUGGGAUGUAAAGACGGGUGCUCGAGAGCGAGUUCUUCGUGGAGCUGCGGCACAUUCCAUGUUUGAUCAUUUCCUUAAAACCAUCAAUGAAAGUAUGGUAUCUGAAAAUUUGAUAACUGGGAAUACUUCUGCAUCAUCUUUGGUUUUUCCAGUGAUUGAGCCAACCAAGUUUUCACAAGUUAGUUCAGAAGUUUCUGGGAGGGGGGUCUCUUCCCAAAAAUUGGCAGAUAGUAAACUUGAAUCAGAUGCACCUGAAUCAUCAAGUGCUGUGAAAGGAGCUGGUGCAAAAUCUGGUUUGCUCGCAUCCAUGAUCUUCUGCAGCGAAAAGCGUCCAAUUAAAAGCUCCUCCCCUUUUGCUGGAGUUUCGACUUUGUGUUUUGACCUCACUUCCUUAAUGUCACUUUGUUCCAUGGAUGAAUCAUUUGAAGAAACUAAUCACGUUGAAGGGAAAAGGGAUGAAAAGAAAGAUGAAACGGGUGCUGGAUCUAGCACACCUAAAGAUGAUGCUCAUCACAGGGCAAAUGCUUCUUUGAAGGAAAUGGUGGUGAAGAUCCCCAGCCCUCGUACUGUGAAUGGAAAAAGUUCUGUUUCAAAUGAGUCCUCUGCUGUUACAUUAGAUAACCCGGCAUGUCUUCGCUCACUUGAAGUCUGCCUUCUUCAGUUCUCUUUGUCAUUUCUGCACCUGUGGAAUGUUGAUGAUGAGCUUGAUAACUUGCUAAUAUCUGAAAUGAAGCUCCAACGCCCUGAUACUUUUAUUGUUGCUUCUGGUAUAUUAGGGGACAGGGGUUCAAUGACGCUAACAUUUCCAGGUUCUAAUUCAACACUUGAGCUCUGGAGAUCUUCACCUGAGUAUUCUGCCUUGAGAUCAUUAACUAUGGUGUCCCUUGCCCAGCAUCUGACUAGCUUAUAUCAUUCCUGUUCCUCAGCUAGUGGUGCCCUAGCAGCAUUUUAUACGCGGAAAUUUGCAGAGAAAAUUACAGAUAUCAAACCUCCGCUCCUGCAGCUCUUGGUAAGCUUUUGGCAAAAUGAGAUUGAACAUGUGAAAAUGGCUGCUCGUUCUCUAUUUCAUUGUGCUGCUUCAAGGGCUAUUCCAUUUCCUCUGUGUUGUCCGCACGCCAAUUGUCGCGUAAAAUUUCAUGUUAAUCCUUCCGUCACAUCAGAAAAAGAACAUGACAAUAUGAUGUCAUGUGCAUUACCGAAAGAAAAAGUUGAAAUUGGAGGGGACAUUGUUGAGGAAGAGCUUGAAAUAACAUCAUGGUUGGAAUCCUAUGAAGUACAAGAUUGGAUUUCUUGUGUCGGGGGGACAACUCAAGAUGCAAUGACUUCUCAAAUAAUAGUUGCUGCUGCAUUGGCUGUCUGGUAUGCUAGCCUCGUCAAACCAAGGGUUUCUGAGGUAGUGGUUCAUCAACUAGUAAAAUUGGUUAUGGCUAUGAAUGAGAAAUACAGUGCAGCGGCAGCAGAGAUUUUAGCCGAAGGCAUGGAGAGUACAUGGAAGGUACACAUUGGCUCUGAAAUACCACAUCUCAUAGGGGAGAUAUUCUUCCAAGUAGAGUGUGUCAGUGGUCCAGCAGCUAAACCCAAUUCUCCAAAGCCUGCUCCAUCUCUAAACAUUCGGGAGACUUUAGUUGGAAUUCUUCUUCCUAGUUUAGCUAUGGUUGACAUACCUGGAUUUCUUCAUGUUAUAGAAAGCCAAAUCUGGUCUACAGCAUCUGAUUCGCCUGUCCAUGUGGCGUCCCUCAUGACUUUGAUCAGGGUUGUCCGUGGUUCUCCAAGAAACUUGGCUCCAUACCUGGAUAAGGUGGUUGUUUUUAUAUUACAGACAAUGGAUCCUGGUAACUCAGUCAUGCGUAGAAAUUGUCUCAAAAGUUCUAUGACAGCAUUGAAAGAAGUAAUACGUGUGUUUCCUAUGGUGGCCCUAAAUAGUGCAUCGUCACGAUUGGCAGUUGGGGAUGCUAUUGGAGAAUUUACCAGUGCUAGCAUUCGGAUUUAUGACAUGCAAAGCAUGAGCAAGAUAAAGAUCUUGGAUGCCAGUGGACCUCCUGGACUUCCAACUGUUCUUGGAAGAACCUUGGAAAUGGAAGUUACGACUGCAAUAUCUGCUCUGAGCUUCUCACCGGACGGAGAGGGAUUAGUAGCUUUUUCAGAGAAUGGUUUGAUGAUUAGAUGGUGGUCACUGGAAUCAAUGUGGUGGGAGAAACUCAGUCGUAAUCUUGCUCCUGUUCAAUGCACAAAGCUGAUAUUUAUUCCUCCAUGGGAAGGGUUUUCGCCUAACUCUGCCUCGUCCAGCGUCAUGGCAAGUAUUUUGCGCGAUGAUGGACAAAUCAACUCCCCGAAGAGUAGCAGAGCUUCGGGUGAAGUGGACCGGCUGAAACUCCUAGUUCACAAUCUUGAUCUGUCUUACAGGCUCGAAUGGGUUGGGAAUAGACAAGUUAUGCUCUUGCAACAUUCCCGCGAGAUAGGAACUUUCCAGCUUUGAGCAUCCACCGAGAACUCCAGUUCUUUGGGCCGACAAUAUUCUGAAGUCCGGCCAAUAUACAGAUACGUAUGCAGAUUUGCUUGACCUCCAUUUUCCUCCAUUACAGCUGGUUUGCAUUCAGACAGUCGGAAAUAUAGCAGGAGCUUUUCUUCCCCAUUCAGAUUGGCUCCCAGGUCAAAUUCAUUGUGAAAAGUUUGACUUCUGAAAGUCAAACAUAUACACUCAUACAUACUUUUAGUAAAUUAAUUAAGGAGCUGGCAGUUGAAAUUAGUUUCCAAUAUUUCAUAAUUUGUAUUAAUAGUGAUUAUUAGAAUUACGAGACGUUUGUUUUGACAAUUUUUCUGGUCAAACUUCCACAUUUUCUUGAUUAUAAUUUCCAUUUUCUUUC
Messenger RNA from Andrographis paniculata, 5066 nucleotides. RefSeq lists its product as uncharacterized. The record is from RefSeq and is a predicted model, not a curated record. The transcript is spliced from 11 exons. Gene Ontology annotation, molecular function: protein binding. NCBI's taxonomy places the organism in Eukaryota, Viridiplantae, Streptophyta, Magnoliopsida, Lamiales, Acanthaceae. Gene Ontology annotation, cellular component: cytoplasm. Bases 116 to 4678 code for a protein of 1520 amino acids.